This is a messenger RNA of Durusdinium trenchii, 1336 nucleotides long. Lineage: Eukaryota; Dinophyceae; Suessiales; Symbiodiniaceae. The record is from the annotation of a GenBank genome assembly.
GCCAUUGUCCACUCCAUGUUUGUUGCAGGGAGGGUACGGUAAUGAUGUCUUUCGCAUUUGGUAUCCUUUGGUUGUUGCUUGUCCAGCCGUUUUGGGCUCAUGGGCGUGGACCUUUUUGCAGAAGCUAAUUGGAUCCAGCAUGAUGCAAUGGUUUUCAGAUUCGGAAACAUCACCGCUCAAUGCAUACCAUCACAACGCAGUGGAGAAGACCGCACAGAGGGUCGGAGAGCUCAAGACAUGCAUCAAAAGCCACUACCAGUCUGCCUAUGAAUAUGACCCUCACUUCACUUGCAUCGCUGUGCUGCAGAGGCUCUUUACGCAGAUAGCGAGGAGAGGAGUGAUGAAAGGGACCUAGAGCUUGAGAGGGACCCAGAGCAGCCGCCAGUGUAUUAUGAUUUGUUCAUCACCUUGGGGCAACUUGUGGGUUGCCUGUUCAUUCAGGUUGCUUUGCUGGUUGCACUCUUACGAGGGCAUGUGUUCAACGACCCCGGCCCGGAGAGAGAGACGACGAUGUUCACGGUUGCCUCCGCUUGUGCGUGCUUGGCCUUUGUUGCUCAUGCAACAAGCGAGUGGAAGGAAGUCUUUCACUUGUGGGAAAUAGCCUCAGCAGGCUGGAGCAAGCCUUCAUGCUUCGUUUGGGCAUUGAUCUUCGCAAUUUUGCCGAAGGCUCUUUUCGCGCUUGGCUUUACUGUUCUGGCUCCGUUUGUCUUCCUGGAUGCUGAUAGAAAGACUGAGCUCAUCUUGAAUUGCACUGGUCUCAUGUUUUUGCUUCAGGUCGACAAUGAACUGUUCAAAGCCACAGGGGGCGAGCUGUCAGGAAGCGAUCUUGAUGCUCUUGCAGACCGAGUGCAGCAAAGUUAUUUUGCAAUCAAAGACGGACAUAUCAAAAAGGGUUCCUCUUCUCGGAGCGAAAAAGACAAUUUUAGAAAAACAUACCAAAAGAAAAGGAGGCAGCAGAGGCAACUUGGUUUUUCGAUUUCAUUCGUGCUUUCCGUGAUUGGCUAUUGUUUCUUUAAGAAGUAUGUAUCUAACUCUGCUACUAUCACCACUCUUAUCACCACAACUACUCUUGCACCAUUUCCAGCGUUAGCUCCUUUCGGUACCCCAGCUUAGGACACCCUGUGCGAUUCGAUUGGAAUUUGCAUUGGGUGUUCUGAGGCACACUAAAAGCCUUUGACCUUUGUGCAUCAUUGCUUGGGCAAUGGCCAAGUUUUUGAUGAUGCAUCCAGCUUGGCUUGUUUGGAGGCGGCACACUUGUGACUUAAUGUGAAAAAAAACACCUCCAGCUGAACCGAGCAGAGGACAUGCGGCAAAAGCGACCAAAAAGGCGUCUUUC